AUGUCAGCCAAGGAGAGAUUGCUUUGGACCGCUUUUGAAAGAGCUAAGCCACGAAUGUGCGGUCAAGCAGCAAAGCUGACCAUUGAUGCGAUGGAACUACACCGCAGAUAUCAAGAUCGUACAACACCCGAAAACCAUCCGUUUUACGCGAAAAUAAAGGGCAGAGGUCAAGAAAGCGACCCAGAGCUUUUAUAUUAUCCUUACAUGCUCGUACUACAGGCCAUAUGGCCUGACAACUCACACGUCCGAACCAUGGCUGAAGCGUUCGCCAAGCACUGGGGCGUCUCCAACAUGUGGCGGGGCCCAGAAUUCUAUCCCAUGCUGAAUGACAGAGAGCUCGAGAUGAAGCUCUUCAUGGGAAAGAAAGUGAGGUGGACUAAGAAACGAGUGACUCAAGAGUGGGCAGGAAAUGAUGAAGUCAACGAAGGAGCAGAAGAACAGGAGAAAGGAGAUGAGGGGGACCAGCAACAAGAGGAGCAAGAGGGAGAAGAAAAGCAAGACGAAGAAAAGGACAAAGAGCAAGAGGGAGAGAGGGAACAGGAGGCAGACGACGAAGACACACCUCAGAAUAUUAGCGACAUCGAUACCCUUACCGACAUCGAAAAGCUCGACGAAAUGGAAAGCACACUCGAAAACAAACGAAAUGAACUCAUGAAACAGGUCCAAAAUACAGAGGAACUGAUGCGAAACGUUCAAGAGCGAAAGAGAGACAUUGACAAGGAGAAGUCGGACAGAUACACGAAGAAUGCGGAGGAACUACAAAGAAAGCUCGAGGCAGAGCGUAGUGUCGCCGAACACUGGGCGACCAAAGAAAGGGAAUACACCAAGAAGCUUGAGAAAUCAUCAGCAACAUCUUCUGUCAUCUCUCCGCCUCCUGAAGAGGAGUCAGCGAGUCCUGCGAAACGUCGACGAAUUGAUGGGUCCGGGGAGUGA
This is a messenger RNA of Fusarium mangiferae, 933 nucleotides long. RefSeq lists its product as uncharacterized. The record is from RefSeq and is a predicted model, not a curated record. The coding region runs from base 1 to 933 and encodes 310 amino acids. The transcript has a single exon. Lineage: Eukaryota; Fungi; Ascomycota; Sordariomycetes; Hypocreales; Nectriaceae.